CUUUGAGAUAGGGUGUGGUUUGCAACACCAAACUGCUUGAUGGUUCUCGCAGGUUCGUCCCGUUAUGGAGUGGUAUGCUGUCAAGAAAAGCUCGUAUCAUCAGAUUCAAUGGAAACUCGGGCAGAAAAAAAGAAUCUCGAGUUUUCAUUGCAGCAGCGACCAUUGCAAGUAGUUCUAGUUUCUCCCCAGAUUCCUGGAAACACUGGAACUACUGCUCGAACUUGUGCAGCUGUACUAGCGGGGCUACAUCUUGUAAAGCCCCUUGGAUUUUCUAUAGAAGAUUCCAAACUGAAGCGAGCUGGGCUUGAUUAUUGGAAGUAUAUAGUUGUCAAAGUUCACGAAUCCUGGCCACAUUUUCUGGACUAUUUUAGACAACAGGAAGGCGAGAAGCGUUUAAUCGCUUACACAAAGACUGGGAAAUGCUCCUACUUGGACAUGAGCUACAAACCGGGGGACUGGCUUGUGUUUGGAUCCGAGACCGACGGAUUAGCUCCCGAGAUCCACGAAGAGUGCUCCACUGGAGUCCACGCCGGUGGCACUGUCCGCAUCCCAAUGAACGAUGCAUUCGUCCGGUGCCUCAACUUGAGCGUAUCAGUUGGGAUUGGAGUCUACGAAGCAUUAAGGCAGCUCGAUCGAGGUAGAGCACUAGGCGAUAUAGAAAGUGAGAGAGAGCUGCCAAGAAUGCUGGAAGACGCCCACGCAAGCGUGGAUGGCUUUCCUUGAGAAACCCGUUGAGCAAAUCUAACAGUCAAAGUCAACAAAGAAUAUUCAUAGUC
Messenger RNA from Selaginella moellendorffii, 776 nucleotides. Its product is annotated as putative tRNA (cytidine(34)-2'-O)-methyltransferase. Gene Ontology annotation, molecular function: RNA binding; RNA methyltransferase activity. Gene Ontology annotation, biological process: wobble position cytosine ribose methylation; wobble position uridine ribose methylation. The transcript is spliced from 7 exons. The coding region runs from base 40 to 723 and encodes 227 amino acids. NCBI's taxonomy places the organism in Eukaryota, Viridiplantae, Streptophyta, Lycopodiopsida, Selaginellales, Selaginellaceae. The record is from RefSeq and is a predicted model, not a curated record.